Carassius gibelio (silver crucian carp) is the source of this 2503-nucleotide messenger RNA. Its product is annotated as gastrula zinc finger protein XlCGF52.1-like. Lineage: Eukaryota; Metazoa; Chordata; Actinopteri; Cypriniformes; Cyprinidae. The transcript is spliced from 4 exons. Gene Ontology annotation, molecular function: RNA polymerase II cis-regulatory region sequence-specific DNA binding; DNA-binding transcription factor activity. Bases 1067 to 2341 code for a protein of 424 amino acids. The record is from RefSeq and is a predicted model, not a curated record. Gene Ontology annotation, biological process: regulation of transcription by RNA polymerase II.
CGCGUCGCGACGAUGACGUCAUCACCUGCGCGCUCACAACAGUCAGCUUCAAGUCUCGUGAGGAAAGCAGUUCGCAGUACUCCGCGUGUUUUACAUUGUAAAGCAAACUUAACAGUUUAUUUAAGCAACAUUCAAAGAGCUCCUCCUACAAGUCACACCUACAGUGAAGAUCCUCCUACAACAGUCACGCCUGCAGUGAAGCUCCUCCUACAACAGUCACGCCUGCAGUGAAGCUCCUCCUACAACAGUCACGCCUGCAGUGAAGCUCCUCCUACAACAGUCACGCCUGCAGUGAAGCUCCUCCCACAACAGUCACGCCUGCAGUGAAGCUCCUCCCACAACAGUCACGCCUGCAGUGAAGCUCCUCCCACAACAGUCACACCUGCAGUGAAGCUCAUCCUACAACAGACACGCAUGCAGUGAAGUUCCUCCUACAACAGUCACACCUGCAGUGAAGCUCCUCCCACAAAAGUCACACCUGCAGUGAAGCUCUUCCCACAACAGUCACACCUGCAGUGAAGCUCCUCCCACAACAGUCACACCUGCAAUGAAGGUCCUCCUACAACAGUCUCACCUGCAGUGAAGCUCCUCCCACAACAGUCACACCUGCAAUGAAGGUCCUCCCACAAAAGUCACACCUGCAGUGAAGCUCCUCCCACAACAGUCACAACUGCAGUGAAGCUCCUCCCACAAAAGUGACACCUGCAGUGAAGCUCAUCCUACAACAAUCACACCUGCAGUGAAGCUCCUCCUAAAACAGUCUCACCUGCAGUGAAGCUCCUCCUACAACAGUCUCACCUGCAGUGAAGCUCCUCCUACAGUGAAGCUCCUCCUACAACAGUCACACCCCCUACUACCAUCACACCUUCAGUGAAGCUCCUCCCACAAGUCACACCUGCAGUGAAGUUCCUCCCACAACUAGCACACCUUCAGUGAAGCUCCUCCCACUAUAGUUCAUCAAUAAAUGCUGGAAUAUUCCCAUCAGUCUACAAGUGAAGAGGAGCAUCAAAGCAUCAGGAAGAAGUGAAAUCUUCAGAGACAGAGUUUAUUGAAGAACAGAGAGAACAUGAGAGAUCCAGAACCCUGCAGAAUGAACCACACUGAAGAACAAACAGAGUUGACCGAAGAAAAUAAGAAGGAUGGAGAAAUGCCUGAAGACGAGGAAAAAUAUCAUGUCAAAACAGGAGAAAAACCUUUAGAUCGCUUUCAAAUCAAACAGAAAGAUUUAAAGCAAAUAAGAGACAAGAAAUCAUUCACCUGCCCUCAGUGUGGAGAGAGCUUGACAAAUGAACAGAGUCUCCAGAUUCACAUGAGAGUUCAUGCAGGAGAGAAAUUGUUCACAUGUAAUCAAUGUGGAAAUUUUUUUUUGUGGGCUUCAGCCCUGAAGAGUCACCUGAAAGUUCAUUCAAAGGAGAAACCACAUUCAUGUCCUAUAUGUGGAAAUAGUUUUUCACUACUGAAUAAUUUAAAAGCUCAUCAGAAAAUACACACUGGUGUGAGAGAUUAUAUGUGCUUUGAGUGUGAGAAGACUUUUAUUACAGCUUCACAUUUGAAACGACACCAGAGGAUUCACACUGGAGAGAAACCUUACAAGUGUUCACACUGCGACAAGAGAUUCAGUCAGACAGGAGACCUGAAAACACAUGAGAGGAUUCACACUGGAGAGAGACCUUACAUGUGUAAUCAGUGUGGUACGAGUUUCAAACUAAAAGCUCAACUUAAAGUGCACAUGGGAGUUCAUACUGGAGAGAAACCGUUCACAUGUGAUCAGUGCGGGACGAGUUUUGCACAAUCAGCAAAGCUGAAGAGACACAUGAGGAUCCACACUGGAGAGAAACUGCAUGAAUGUGAUCAAUGCGGAAAAACAUUUUUGUGGGAUUCAGGCCUGAGGAGUCACCUGAAUGCCCAUUUAAAGGAGAAAUCUCAUUCAUGUUCUUUGUGUGGAAAGAGAUUUUCACAUCUGCAGAAUUUAAAACAACAUCAAAAGAGACACAUGGCUAUAAAAGAAUAUAUGUGCUUUGAGUGUGAGAAGACUUUUGUUUCAUUUCCAGAACUAAAACAGCACGAGAGGAUCCACACUGGAGAGAAACCAUACAAGUGUUCACAAUGUGACAAGAGAUUCAGUCACUCAGAAACACUGAAAAGACACGAGAAGAUCCACACUGGAGAGAAACCUUACACAUGUGAUCAUUGUGGGAAGACUUUUAGACAUAAAGAUCAACUUAAGAUGCACAUAAGGGUUCAUACGGGAGAGAAACCAUAUCACUGCACUGCAUGUGAGAAGAGUUUCGCUCGAUCAAGUUCUUUACACAAGCAUACGAAAAAAAAUCACAGUAAAUAGAUUAUCUUCAGAUCUACCAUUCUCAGGUCUGACACCACAUCAUCACCAGACGUGACACAAUAAUGUGUUGAUCUAUCCAUUUGCUUCUGUACAAAUCAGUCCUAAUCAGCAUAACAAUUGACAGAGAAAAUAAACAUCAUCUCUUAAUUUCUAAACUGCAAA